AUGUCGCUCUGUGCUUCCUGCUUGGAAGUGGGCUCUUUUAGCCAAGCCAAGGCUACAGGUCAAUUGACCAAGCUGGGCAAGUUCGACGCUUACAUCACGGGAGAUGAAAAGAGCGACAAGGCGGUCAUCAUCGUUCCCGACGUCUGGGGUUACUCCUUCAACAAUGUUCAUGUAGUCGCGGACAAGUUUGCCAGCCACAUUGGUGCCAGGGUCUACAUUCCCGAUUUCCACAACAACGAAGAUUUCAACAAGCAGAGACUCGCAUCGCCUGACCCUGCCAACUUCAAGCCCGCAGUGGGAGAUUUUCUUGCAAAGUACCACCCGAGAGAUGCGGCGUGGCCGUCGGUCAGAGAGGCGGUGGACGAGAUCAGAAAGGUGCAGAAGCCAAAGAAGGUCGGAGCUGUGGGCUACUGCUGGGGCGCCCCUUCCAUUCUUCAUCUGGGCUCAGCAGCAGCGGGAGCUUCCAAAGUAGACGCGGUCGCCUUUGCCCAUCCAUCCCUCACCGAGACGUCCGACUUUGAAGCUCUUCAAGUUCCCGGAUUGUUUGUGCUGGCGGAGCACGAUCAGAUUUUCACGCCGGAGAAGAAGGAAGCGGCUCAAGAAGCGACAAAGAAGUUUGCAAAGCAGGGCGGACCAUUGGCUACGUGGGUCUGGUACCCCGGAGUCACGCAUGGCUUCGCCAUUCGAGGAGACGAGAGUGACGCUUACACAGCUCAGGCUAUGGGCGCAGCUGCGAACCAAGUGGCGAGCUUCUUUGGCGCUCAGCUCGCUUGA
Molecule: messenger RNA, 774 nt
Organism: Ceraceosorus guamensis
Lineage: Eukaryota; Fungi; Basidiomycota; Exobasidiomycetes; Ceraceosorales; Ceraceosoraceae
Product: alpha/beta-hydrolase
Exons: 5
Coding region: 1-774 (257 amino acids)
Molecular function (GO): hydrolase activity
Source: RefSeq, a predicted model, not a curated record